GACCUCAUAACUGCACCCGCUCAAAUGUUGUAUCCACCGUCCGUGCAUGAUUUCAGCACGAUCUCCCUCAGAGUGUCUAGACGCUACUAUCUCGCCACCAGUUUCUUCUAGGAUAAGGUUUCAGCAUGUUUCCGUCAAAUUGGAGACCUACCCUCUCAGCCCUGCGACACACACAUUCUUCUUUCGAUCCUCAUCAUGCGCUACCACAAGAACAGAGACAAUAUUGAUAAAGGGAUGAUGAUGCAAAGAGGACGGAUGGCAGGACCAGGCUAGGGUUUCUAUAGAUGCAAUUCCCUCUAUUGUGCAAUUCCCCAAUUUGGCAGGAUCAGGCUAGGGUUUUGCUCAAAUGUUUUGCCUCUUUAGUAAGACUCACUAGAAGGCUGUGGCUCAUAACUGCCUUUGAUUUAGUCCUAAUCUUAUCAUAAGGUAAAAUAUUUCCAUUACACUUUUUCUCUGUUGAAUUUUUGAACUACAUACUAGAAAAUUUUAGGUUCAGUUUUGUGUCGAAUUCUUUAAUUUUUCCAUAAAUAAUGUAGGAGGAUGUAGCUACCCUUUAUUCUGAUGCAAUCUCUUCCCCAUUCAAAACUCAUAUACAUGGAAGGUGUCGACUUACACUUUUGAAAUAUAUCAAACCGAGACUAGAAAAAGGCUUCACAAGUUAUUGAAUGCUUUUGGGAUUUACGUUUGAGAUAUUUCUUUUUUGCAAACUUGGUUUUAUCUGUGCAGAUAUUUGCAAUAUGAAGGGUGGUGAGUUUAUCUAGCUAACUUAUUUGAACUCACUUAAGGCAAUAUUUCUAUUCUGACUUUUUUACAAAAUAUGAAAAGAUUAAUCUAUUAUAAAUUUAAGGAUAUAGGCAGCUAACUUAUUUAAUGUACAGAAAAAUUGAACUCACUAUUUAAUUCUGAUAUCUCUAUUUACAAUAGCAGCAGGAAUAUAUUCCCGCUCAAAUGUCUGGACGGACGGUUGCAUCUUUUGGGUCGGGUCAAGUAAAACAGGCUUCAGCAACCUCCCCACUACUUCACUACCCACGCACAUCACAUCUGUCUAAAAAAAAUUACUUCGUUGAAUCCCUAAUGGACGACGGCAGAUCCCUUCGCACAAAAAAUCGAUAUAUAUCGAUAUAUUACACAUGGAGAAACAUGCGCAAAAAAGAAUGAAUGCUCUUCGUAAGUUAUGGUCGACUUACACUCCAGCAUUCUUUGCCCAUGAUACGUUCGAGAGGAAUGACAAGAUCUCAUCUUCUUCCAUCUUACAAAGGGGCAUGCACAAGAGUUUCAGAAUCUUCAAUGGUGAGAAAUCUUACUUUUAGCAUAGGAUUUUUGUGUCUCUGUUCUGAUUCAGUGGUUUGUUGAAGAAUUUGUAGAACCCAAAACAAUUUCAGUUUGAUUUUUAGGUUAAUUUUAGAUCCAAAGUGAGAUCUAAGUUUAUUUAUAAAAAAAAUCUAAUGACGAAGUUGAUUUUUCCUAUCGUCUUCCUCAGUUUUUAGCUUUCAUUCGUGUUCAAAUUUUAGUGUCCAUUUUAUUUAUAAAUUUUAUGAAUACAAUUUUACCAAAAACUAAAAUAUUGGUAGGAUGGCAUAAGAGUGGAAAAAAGGAGUCAUGUUCUUCAUUUUUAAAAUAAUAGUUUUCUUUUGACAAGCUAAACAAAAUUAUUUUAACUCAUUAUACUUUUACAUUAUUUUUAGUUAUUCAUUAAGACCAGAGAAAUGACAUUUUUUCUGACAUAAUCAAAUUAUUUUACUUCAUUACACUUUUUCAUUAUUGUCUGUUAUUCAUUAUGAUGGAGACUAAGGAUACAAACGACUCUGGUGGUUGGACUUUUGUGUUGGGAACAAUCUUGCCGAUGAUGCUGAUUGGCUGCAAUAUAUAUGUUUGUGUCAAUUCCUAUUCAGGUAGUACUAUUGCUCUUAAGUAACCGGUUGUGCAAUUAUUUUUAGAGUUUCAUCCCAUAUAAGUUUUCUGCUAUAAUUCUAAUGGCUUUUAGUCUGUUUGAGUUUGAUUAAUUCUACUACUAGGCUAUUGAAUAAUGGACAAAUGGUAACUUGAGGUUUUUAACAUCUUUUUGCGCUUAAUUUGAUUAACAUUUAACACCCCUUAUAUUCUAAAUUUUAGUUUUGAGGUCUUGAAUUUUGGUUCCACUUCUCUCAUUGUAAGUUCCUAUUAAAAAAAUAUAUGUUCUUAGUGAUGGUUGUGCUGAAAUUUUCUUUGUGGUUUUAUCCAACUUACAAUUUACUUUGGAAAAUAACAAUCCCUUUUUACAAAAAAUUGGUUCACUGACCGUCAAGGUUUCUUAUCUUGGUUUAGCUCUCCGUGAUAAUUUGCUACUUCUAGGCUAAAGUAUGCAUAACAUGGUUUGGUUUAUUUUUUUGAUUAACAUAAACAUGUGACAAUUGGGUUCCUUAGUACUGCUUUAUUGUUUUCCAACAUGACAACAUGUUCUCAAAUUUUGGAUAUUCUCCUUAAACUCAAUUAGCAUUUCAAAGUAAAGUAUUCAUCGGAAAUUUUGAUUAUUCAUCUGGUAUUGUUGUGUGUGACCGUGAUUGCCGCAUUUAUAAAUAAUCUCUUAAUCUGAUUGUAAGAAUUAUAUGAGUAGUCCUUAGCUUUUUUGAGUUGUUUAAAGAAGCAUCAGACCUUGAUCCUAUUUUGAUAGGCUUGGCAAUGGAUUGACAUUGUUGCAUCCGCACGAAAGUAAAUAGGACUAAAUGAGCUUAAAUCCUCUUGAUGUUAUACGUGGUAAAUCAGGGAUGACUUUUCUCUACAAACUAGGUCUUCUUUCUUUUCUAGGGUAUGGGUGGGGAUCUAGAGGUUUUGGUAUUGAACCCAAGAGUUUCACAUGUGUGCAGGAACAUGGUACAUGGUAGUAGCCUUGAGAAUGGGGAGCAUGAAUUCGGUAUGCCUUUACUCUUAGUUUUGCUUUAUGUUUAUGAUGGAAUUUUUUUGACGCUAACUAGCUGGAUGAAUCCCAAUUUUGGUAGAAAUUUUAUGAAUUUGAUUUGAUGUUAAGGUAAGGAAGAUAAUCAUGUAAAUAUACGAUUACAAUUGAUGAAAGGCGAACAUAUGAAAUAGUUCAUGUCAAAAGUUCAAGAGUUGCAUUGCAAUAUAUUAUGGGUAAAGACUUGAUAGUAAUCAAUCAAUACUUUAGAGGUGGCAUUUGGGUGAAAUUUAUUUUCUUGGUUGUACAUAAUUUGUUUUUCUAAAGACAGCCUAAUUUCU
This is a messenger RNA of Cuscuta campestris, 3213 nucleotides long. The record is from the annotation of a GenBank genome assembly. NCBI's taxonomy places the organism in Eukaryota, Viridiplantae, Streptophyta, Magnoliopsida, Solanales, Convolvulaceae.